CGCCGAAGUCUGCUGGACUUGAAUUCCCUCCAGGUGUAGUUAGUGAAGUGCGAGAAAAUGCGUGGAUUGCAGUUAGUGACUCUGGCCCUAUGCUGCGUGCUUGGCGCAUCUAAUGCCGGACGGCUCGCUAAGCGCGAAGCUCCCAUUUCGAAUGGGUACCCUUCGGGUCGCCCCCAGAACAGCUACCUCCCCCCAUCUCCGUCAGCCUCGUACGGCGCCCCAUCCAAUGGCGGUGGCAACGGACACGGAGGCGGCAACGGUUUCGGAGGCGGCGCGCCUUCCAGCAGCUACGGGGCACCUUCAGCACCCUCCAGCAGCUACGGAGCUCCAUCCACAGGUGGAAACGGACACGGAGGAUUCGGUGGCGGCAACGGAUUCGGAGGUGGUGCUCCUUCCUCUAGCUACGGAGCCCCUGCCGCCCCCAGCUCUAGCUAUGGCGCCCCAUCCGCUCCGUCCUCUAGCUACGGAGCUCCUUCCAAUGGGGGAGGGUUCGGUAAUGGUCAUGGUUCCAACGGUGGAGGAGGUUUCGGAGGUGGCUUCGGAGGCGGCGCUCCUUCCUCCAGCUACGGCGCACCAGCUGCCCCCUCCUCCAGCUACGGCGCUCCAGCUGCCCCAUCCCCCAGCUACAGCGCCCCCUCCAACGGCAACGGUUUCGGCAAAGGCAACGGCGGCUCCACCAGCUACCUACCACCCUCCACCAGCUACGGAACACCCGUAGGACCUUCCCGUCCCUCGUCUUCGUACGGCGCCCCCUCCAACGGUAACGGAAACGGCAAGAGACCUUCCUCUUCCUACGGAGCCCCUUCAAAUGGAAACGGAAACGGUAAGAGGCCAUCUUCCUCGUACGGCGCCCCUAGCAGACCCUCUUCUUCCUACGGCGCACCCAGCAGGCCGUCUUCUUCUUAUGGUGCUCCAUCCAAACCGUCCUCUUCGUACGGUGCCCCAGCUCCCGCCCCUUCGAGCAGCUACGGCGCUCCUUCCUUCGGAAACGGCGGAUCCAACGGAUACAGUUCCGGCGGGAACGGUGGCUACAGCUCAGGUGGCGGAUACAGCUCUGGAGGUAACGGUGGCGGAUAUAGCUCUGGUGGAAACGGUGGAGGAUACAGCUCUGGAGGAAACGGUGCCGGGUACAGCUCUGGAGGCAAUGGAGGUUAUAGCUCAGGUGGCGGAAAUGGGGGUUACAGCUCAGGUGGUGGAAACGGAGGUUAUAGCUCAGGGGGUGGAAACGGAGGCUACAGCUCAGGGGGUGGAAACGGCGGCUACAGCAAUGGAGGAGGUCAGGGCUACGCCAGCAACGGAGGAUACUCAUACUAGAUGGUACGGUCGGACGGGCAAAAUGAACGAUGUAUAUAAUUAGAUUUAUUUAUUUAUUAGUCUCUGCAGUAUUAAAUACCUACCUUUUGUAAAAAUUUUUGUAAUUUAAAUACAGAU
Molecule: messenger RNA, 1431 nt
Organism: Anoplophora glabripennis (Asian longhorned beetle)
Lineage: Eukaryota; Metazoa; Arthropoda; Insecta; Coleoptera; Cerambycidae
Product: pro-resilin
Exons: 4
Coding region: 58-1314 (418 amino acids)
Biological process (GO): positive regulation of transcription by RNA polymerase II
Cellular component (GO): RNA polymerase II transcription regulator complex
Molecular function (GO): transcription coactivator activity
Source: RefSeq, a predicted model, not a curated record